AUGGGCAAGCCUCUCAUGCGCAUCCCCUACACCGAGCUCUUUGCGCCGCCGACCCUGAUCCCCCGCAACGCAAACACCCUCCCCGGCGCCGUCGCCGCCCUCGCGCGCUUCCUGACGGCGCCGGUCGCCGACGGCCGGUCGCCGACGACCGUCAUCCUGUCGGGCGCCGGCCUCUCCGUGUCGAGCGCCUCGCCGACUACCGCGGCGCAAGGGCACGCCCACCCGCACAUGCCGACCCUCGAGCUCCACGGCUACCUGCGCAACACGGUCUGCGUCACCUGCCGCAGCGAGUUCCCGCGCGAUGCGUUCCAGGCCGAGCUCGCGCGCCUGAACCCGGCCUGGGCCGCCUUUCUCGAAGAGGUGCUCGCGUCGGGCGCCCUCGAGACGGAGGACCCGGACGAGCGCCGCGCCAGGGGCAUGCGCACCAACCCCGACGGCGACGUCGACCUCCCCGGCGCCCCCUACACGACCUUUCGCUACCCGGCGUGUCCGAGCUGCCUCGCGCACCCGCCGCCACGAGCUGAUGCGGACGGGGAUGGCAGGGCUGCAGGGGCUCACGUCGUCGAGGUCGACGGCGACGGCGCGUGGAAGCCGGGCCGCAGCACGGCAGGCAUCCUCAAGCCGGCCGUCGUCAUGUUCGGCGAGAGCAUACCGGACGAGGUCAAGGCGGCGGCCGAGGCGGCCGUUGACGGCGCCGGGCGGCUGCUCGUGCUGGGGACGUCGCUGGCGACCUUUUCGGCGUGGCGCAUCGCCAAGCGCGCGCUCGACCGCGGCAUGCCCAUUGCCGUCGUCAACGUCGGCGGCGUGCGCGGCGAGGAGCAGCUCUUUGCCGGGGUCGACUGGAAGCAGACGGGCGAGCAGCGGGUGCGCGUCGAGCUGUCGACCGACAAGGUGCUGCCGGCUGUCGUAGAGACGCUGCGCAGGACCAACGGCGGCCCUGGCGUCAAGGCGAGGAGAGAGGUGGCGGCGGCGGCGGCGGCGCCCGAGGUGACGAGGGGGAACCAUGGGGCGUUCAAAGACAUGUUAUCAUAG
Molecule: messenger RNA, 1032 nt
Organism: Verticillium dahliae VdLs.17
Lineage: Eukaryota; Fungi; Ascomycota; Sordariomycetes; Glomerellales; Plectosphaerellaceae
Product: NAD-dependent deacetylase sirtuin-4
Exons: 2
Coding region: 1-1032 (343 amino acids)
Molecular function (GO): NAD+ binding
Source: RefSeq, a predicted model, not a curated record